AUGCUUAGAUACAGUGUUGUUUUAGUUUCACUUAACUUUUUACUUCUUGUCUUGGGAUUACCUGUACAAGACAAUACGAGUCUAAUACAAGGUACAUUAUCAAAUGAGUUGAUGAGUUUAAGUAAUAGUUGUGAAAACGUGUUUCUGGCCGAAUCAGUUAGAAGUAAACUACAAUAUUGCAAUAUAUCAGUGCCGAAGUAUAAACAAACCGAUCUCGAAUGUAUUAUGUUUUACGAAAUAAACUACCAGUUGUGUGCCGCUCUCGGUCGAUCAACUAUUGACCUACAACAGAGUUUUACUAAGUAUAUGAACGGAACUCAAGAUGUCAUGACUUUAUGUAAUGAUGCAAAAUCUUGGAAGUCUGCAACACCAAAAUACAAAACAGUCUUGGACAAAAUAUUUUCAACUAGAGCAGCUUGUGUAAAAGUGUGCACUGUAGAUGAUCUCCUUAGUGAAGAUGCAAACUUUUUCUGCAAAUAUUUCAAAUGGGGUUCGGGAAUACUAUCACAAUUUGUCAACCCUGUUAACAAGGUUCAGAAUACAAAUGCUGAAAAACCUAUAGCAACCUCAGACAUAUCUACAGCAACCAGUAAUGUAGUGCCUUCACAAAACUCAAAUGCAGAUCUACAACACAAAGACCAGCCGGCCACAUCUGCUAAAGUGGAGACUGCGAAGGUUGACAAUUUGCAAGAAACAACAAGAAAAACUCUUCCAAAGGUAUCUUUAUCAACACAAGAAACGGAUGUUAUAAAACCCGUAAACAUUGGAGAAAAAGUUCAACCAAAUACAUUGACUUCUAAGAGUGAACCAAUAGUGCCUGUAGAAGAGCAGCCAACUCUAAAGGAAGAUGUUAAAGAGUCAAAACAAAAUGAUCUGAAACCUCCAGUGGAAAACACAAAACAGAAACUUGAUCCAGAGCUGGAUGAUGACCCUGAUACUGAAUUUGGGAAUGAUCUUGAUCCAGAUGAUGAGCCAUUAUCUGACCAAGAUAACUUGAAUGACGCCAAUGGCCUUCUUGAUGCCGAUCCUAAAAUUGACAAGGAACCUUUAAAAGAAAAUUCUAAUAUCAACAAGCUGCCUCUUACUUCGUUUAAUGUGGAUACUCCUCAAAGAGAAAUCAUAUACCCUAACUCGAUCCAGGAUACAUUUGCCGAUGAUGAUGACCACUUCUUCCCUUUCUUCUUAACGACAAUUGUGUUUGUUGUUCUAUUAUAUAUUCUUUAUCACAACAAAAGCAAGGUUACUAAAUUGAUUCUGGGUAUAAUAGUGGAGGGUAGACAGACAAAUCGCAGGCGAAACAGUCGAGGACACGCGUACCGGCGGUUGGACACUCUAGAACAAGCUAUGAGCACAAAUAGCACUGCGCCGCCGAGUAAAAUUAUAUACUAA
Leptosia nina is the source of this 1389-nucleotide messenger RNA. NCBI's taxonomy places the organism in Eukaryota, Metazoa, Arthropoda, Insecta, Lepidoptera, Pieridae. The record is from the annotation of a GenBank genome assembly.